Molecule: messenger RNA, 1306 nt
Organism: Gastrolobium bilobum
Lineage: Eukaryota; Viridiplantae; Streptophyta; Magnoliopsida; Fabales; Fabaceae
Product: thaumatin-like protein 1
Exons: 3
Coding region: 122-1078 (318 amino acids)
Biological process (GO): defense response
Cellular component (GO): extracellular region
Source: RefSeq, a predicted model, not a curated record
GAGUGAUAACACAUAUUAAUUAUAGUAUUAGCACUUGAUUAAUCUGCAUCCUAUAAUCCUCUCUUUCUCCGUCCAUUCAACUUCGUGUUACAAACUAACAAACAUAUAGUUCCCUAUUACUAUGGGUCUGUUCUUAUGUCACCGACAUUAUUCUUCUCAAGCGUUAUUGGGUUUCGUACUCUUCCUCAUUUCCCAAUGUUCAGGGGUUUCAGGGGCAACAUUUACCUUCACGAACAAGUGCGAUUUCACAGUAUGGCCAGGAAUUUUGGGAAAACCAGACCUCGGAAGCACAGGCUUUGAGCUCACAAAGGGAAGUUCCAGAAGCUUCCAGGCCCCAACCGGUUGGUCCGGUAGAUUCUGGGCAAGAACCGGUUGCCAAUUCGACGAUUCAGGCAACGGAACUUGCGCCACCGCCGACUGUGGCUCCGGACAGAUAAACUGCAACGGCGCCGGAGCCUCACCGCCGGCGACACUAGCCGAGUUCACACUCGGCACCGGUUCCAUGGACUUCUACGAUGUGAGCCUCGUGGACGGUUACAAUCUGCCAAUGAUGGUCGUAGCCAGCGGUGGAUCGGGGUCGUGCGCCGCCACCGGUUGCGGUGCGGAUCUCAACCGGCGAUGCCCGUCGGAAUUGAGGGUCGACGGCGGCGACGCCUGUCAGAGUGCUUGUGGCGCGUUUGAGAAACCAGAGUAUUGCUGCAAUGGCGCGUUCAGCAACCCUUCCACGUGCAAGCCCUCUGUGUACUCACAAAUUUUCAAGUCUGCGUGUCCUAAAUCCUAUAGCUAUGCCUAUGAUGAUGCCACUAGCACAUUUACGUGUUCAGGAGCUGAUUACACAAUCACAUUUUGUCCUUCUUCUUCCGCAAGUCUUAAGUCUUCAACGGAUUCGUCUCCAAAGGCAACGGAUUCAGCAUCAGGGUCUGGUUCAGAUUCAUCGGUUGAGCAAUCAGCACUAGCUUCAACUUCGUGGCUAGCUGAUAUGGCUACAGCUACAGGGUCAUCCACCAGAACCCGACCUUUCGUUUAUUCAAAGAGUUCUUUUUUGGUGGCUGUUACUUUCAUUCUUUUGGUGGCUUAGUUUCUGUGUCCCUUUCACAUUGACGUCUCAGCUAUAUCCUUAUCUUCCAUUCAGAGAAGCAGCAGAUACACUAUUGAUAACAUUAGUGAAGUGUUGAGGACUAUUGUGAUUGUUAAAUUAUAUGAAAAGGAUAAGCAUUUUAAUCAUUUGUCGCAUAUUUUUCUUAUGGUUAUGAUGAAUUCUUUAAUUCUGAGCCUUUGUAAUUGGAGAGUUUGGUGGAGUGGGGGA